AUGGAACCAAGAAACAAAACACAUGCUUCAGAAUUUAUUCUCCUUGGACUCUCAGAAGAAGCAGAGGUGCAGCCUCUCCUCUUUGGGAUAUUUCUGUCCAUGUACCUGGUCACUUUUAUUGGGAAUCUGCUCAUCAUCUUGACCAUUGUCACUGACUCUCAGCUCCACACACCCAUGUACUUCUUCCUCUCCAAUCUCUCUUUUGCAGACAUCUGUUUCACCUCCACCACUGUUCCAAAGAUGCUGCUGAACAUCCAGAUGCAGAGCAAAGUCAUAAGCUAUGAAGGCUGCCUCAGCCAGAUAUAUUUUUUCAUGGUUUUUGGAAGAUUAGACAACUUCCUCUUGACAGUGAUGGCCUAUGACCGGUUUGUGGCCAUCUGUCACCCAUUGCACUACACGGUCAUCAUGAACUCCAAAAUCUGUGGCCUCUUGCUUCUGGAAUCUUAUUUAUUCAGUGUCCUGGACUCUUUAUUACAUGACUUAAUGAUUUUGAGGCUGUCUUUUUGUACUGAGUUGGAAAUUCCCCACUUUUUUUGUGAACUUAAUCAGGUGGUCCAACUUGCUUGUUCUGACACCUUCCUCAAUGACCUAGUGAUGUAUAUUGCAAAUGGGUUUCUGGUUAUUAUUCCACUCAUUGGUAUCAUACUGUCAUACUCUAAGAUUGUAUCCUCUAUUUUGAGAAUUUCAUCAGCUGGGGGCAAGUAUAAAGCCUUUUCCACUUGUGGGUCUCACCUCUCAGUAGUUUCCUUGUUCUAUGGUACAUUUCUUGGAGUGUAUCUUAGUUCUGCUGCUACUCAAAACUCCAGGAAAACAGCAAUAGCCUCAGUGAUGUACACUGUGGUCACACCCAUGCUGAACCCAUUUAUCUACAGUCUUAGGAACAAGGACAUAAAGCAGGCCUUAAAAAAGCUCUUCAGCUGCAAAAUAUCUACAUAA
This is a messenger RNA of Orycteropus afer afer, 936 nucleotides long. Its product is annotated as olfactory receptor 7A17-like. Gene Ontology annotation, molecular function: olfactory receptor activity; G protein-coupled receptor activity. Gene Ontology annotation, biological process: G protein-coupled receptor signaling pathway. NCBI's taxonomy places the organism in Eukaryota, Metazoa, Chordata, Mammalia, Tubulidentata, Orycteropodidae. Gene Ontology annotation, cellular component: membrane. The record is from RefSeq and is a predicted model, not a curated record.